Geodia barretti is the source of this 711-nucleotide messenger RNA. The record is from the annotation of a GenBank genome assembly. Lineage: Eukaryota; Metazoa; Porifera; Demospongiae; Tetractinellida; Geodiidae.
AUGGCAUUUGAAAUAACUGAUUUCAAGACUAUCGGGAGUCCUUUAAUUGCUCUAUGCGAGCUUGACACAAAACAAGAAUAUGACAAAGUCACCAUCCAGGCCAAAGUUGUAAAACUCCGUGAACCUCAAGCAGUGACAACCGGUAAAAUCAAACAAGAUGUCGUCGUAGCUGAUGCUACCGGGAAAACAACCUUAACGCUUUGGGAAUCACACGUCAAUACCUUACAACUACACGCUUCAUAUCAAGUUAGCCGAGUUACUGUUCGCAUUUUUAUGGGUAAACGCCAUCUGUCGAUACCUAUUACUGGCUCAACCAUUGAGCAAAUUAGUGACAUCGAAAAUCUCGAUAUUGAUUCUGAUAGUUCCAAAGAUGAAGAGCACAACCUAAAACAGGUAACAGUUUUUGGCGUUCAACAGUUCGAUGCAGUAUUUACUUGCAUGAACUGCAAAAAGACUGUCACGCCGACCGCAGAAAUGGCGGGAACAUGCAGCUCAUGCAAGACAACACAAAGGCUAAGUGAUCCAAAGCUAAGUGCUCGACUGUUUGUCAAGAAUGAUCAGAAUGUAAUUUCUCUUCGCGCACAUGGAGAUGUAAUAAAAAGCAUAGCCAAUAAAGAAAGCAGCAUCACAAAUGAAGAUAUUCUGUUUUCUCCACCGUUUGACCUCUCUUACAACAAGUUUCACACUAUCAUUAACAUCUCUCGUCACUGA